Scatophagus argus is the source of this 2345-nucleotide messenger RNA. RefSeq names its product StAR-related lipid transfer (START) domain containing 10 (gene stard10). The coding region runs from base 339 to 1127 and encodes 262 amino acids. The record is from RefSeq and is a predicted model, not a curated record. The transcript has 7 exons. NCBI's taxonomy places the organism in Eukaryota, Metazoa, Chordata, Actinopteri, Scatophagidae. Gene Ontology annotation, molecular function: lipid binding.
CUGCCUGCUCAGCCUGAUUUCUCCUCCUCUCCCUCCUCCUCUUCCUCGUUUCUCACUGCAUCUCAUCUGUACCACCUGCCACGGCGGCGACGCAGCGAUGGGGGGCUGCUGCAAAUUCAUGUAAGCCAACCUCACGAAAGAAGAUCACAGUUGAGAGAGAGAAAGAAGAGAGACACAAGCACAGAUAUAAAGAAGGAGACGCGGAGGAAAGACGAGCAGCGGAGAGUUGACCCAAGUGGAACCAGAAACAUAUGGUUUGUGUGAAGAGCGACUGCUGAACAGGGCUGAAACUUAUUCAACCUCCGUGGUCACCAAAGAGGCACAAUUAAUUCGAAGACAUGUCUGGACAGAGUGUGACCAUCCCGGACGACCGGGCAUUUGCCAGCUUCAAGGCGGAGUGUCUGUGCGAGGAGGGCUGGACUCUGAACUACAGCAAGCGAGGUAUCACGGUGUGGAGCCAGGAUCUGGAGGAGGGGAAGUCCGUGCACAAAAUGAAGUGUCAGAUGGUGUGUAAGGACGUGUCAGCUGAGACCAUGUAUGACGUCCUACAUGACAUUGAAUACAGAAGGAAAUGGGACACGAACGUCAUCGAGACCUUCGAUAUCGGGAAACUUACGGUCAAUGCGGAUGUUGGUUACUACUCAUGGAGAUGUCCGAAACCUCUUCGGAACCGCGAUGUCAUCACACUUCGUUCCUGGUUGCCAAUAGGGAAAGACUACAUCAUCAUGAACUACUCUGUCAAACAUUCUAAAUACCCUCCUAAAAAGGACAUGGUGCGAGCUGUGUCUAUUCAGACUGGCUACAUGAUCCAGUUCCAGGGACCCAACCACUGUAUCCUCACUUACAUGGCGCAGGUAGACCCACGAGGUUCAUUACCCAAGUGGGUCGUCAACAGGUCUUCCCACCUCCUUGCUCCUCGCGCGAUGAAGAAGAUCAACAAAGCCUGUCUGAAGUAUUCAGAGUGGAAGCAGAGACACAACCCUGCCUUCAAGCCCUGGCUCUACCCCGAACAGACUUCAUUACCCAGCAUCCCUCUCUCUGAGCUCAGCGUCCAGCGUGCUGAGAGCCUGGAGAAUAUUGAUGAGAGCUCCCUGGCUGAGACCCAGGAGAGAGAAGACAGCGACUAACGCAAACACACAUAAACACACACACACACACACAUCAUCACCUCACCACAUACACAAGCAAACAGUAAUGCAGGGUUACAUGCAUGCCUGACACACAUCCAUAUUUAAACAUAUGUAUAUUUGAUUCUACAUGUAAUUAUGUGCGUGUAUAUACAGGCACACACAUACUUGCAUGCAUACUGUACAUGCAAUUGCAUAUGCAGGCAUGCACAGCCAAACUCAUACUUGACCUACUCCCUCUCAUACUUCCAGCUUGGACAAACUGACUACGUGAACAGCGCGUGCGUGUUGCGCGUGUCACAUGCGGUGCCUUAUUUAAAGAUUGGGGCAUCUUGCCUAUUUUGUGUGAAACAGAACUGAAAAUAAUCUGUGGAUAGUUAUAUUAACCUACCAGCUAAAGUUUCAGUGUCUGUGUCUGCUGAAUAUGCUGCAGACAUGAAACGGGGCAGAAUUUUCUCUCCCUCUCUCUGAAUGAGGGCGAUCAAAAGUCAUGUCUUCUUUAUUGAUUGAUCUGAUUCGUCAUCUAAGGAAAAGUAAGUGUAGAAGCAAUGUAGUAGCAAUGCUACCUGUGUGGAUACAGCAUCAGCUCAGCAAUGUAGCCGUCACGCGCCGUUCAUGCAGCCUGUUUGGCCCAGGUGCUGCACACACCAUGUAUGAACACACCACAUCGUCACAAGGGGCAGUGUAUUUUUUACAAAUCAGUAAACUGAUGCUGACUAUAAUCAGAAAAUGGACUGUAAAUGUAAUUUUUCAUGCUUGUUCAAAGGAUAUCAGACUUUUCUAAUUGCAUCCUAUGCAGAUUAUAAAAUAUAUUUUCAGUAAGAAUUACUGUUAACAUAUUUGCUUACUGACCCAACAAUCCAGUUUAGUAGUAAAACAGUUCAAUACAACUCCUAAUGCUUAUGUAUACAGUAAGUAGGUACUUGUAUACGAUUAUAGGCACACACCCCGUUCAUUGAUACAUUCAUUGUGUCUUUUUACCCAUGUUGUCUCUCUGUAACUCAUUAUGUGUUUCCAUCACAUUCUGUAAGCACAUGAUAAAUAUGCAGGUGUACAGAAGGCAGCUGGAACCCCCAAACCUGAAACCCUCACACACACACACACACAAAUUUUACACUCACAUGUACUGUCAUGCUCUGCUGUUUGAGAGAAGUAUGAAUGUAUGUAGUUUAAAAAAUUAAAUACAGAUUCCUAUAAAGGUUUUCAGAUUUCACUGUU